AUGCGACGACGACGACGAACGGUGCUGUGGUGGCGCUCCGGUUGCCUGAUAAGCCGUGGAGCUCCACAGCACGGUCAGCCAACGAUUGUGGUGCUGGAUGACGGGAUCGCGGGUUAUCGCCACUGUGACGGAGCAAUGUCGUACGAGGAGGACCUGUCACGUAUCGACGAGAACUACAUGCCGCCCGAGGAGGACCUGCGCCACUCAUUGCCACCUAUCUACGAGAACUACGCGUCACGUUUGUCGGGGACUCCUGGAAAAAGCGACUUCCGAGGCGGCGAUCAUGCUUUCCUGAAGCCUCCGAGGCUGUCUUCGAGCAUGAAGGCGUUCAGGCAAUUAGCUGAGGAAAGACGUGCGUUAAAAAGCGACCCGAAUAUUGAGGAAACGCUGGUCGAGGAUACCACAACAUUCGAUAGUCCAAAAGAAGUGGACCUGCAUAUAACAGAUUUUGUGAAACGUGAAUCCAAAGAAUGCGCCGCAUCAGUGCGUACAGGAACUAAUGAUGAAAACGAUUUAUACGUGAGCUUCAGUUAUUUUCCUUAG
Messenger RNA from Gongylonema pulchrum, 543 nucleotides. The record is from the annotation of a GenBank genome assembly. Lineage: Eukaryota; Metazoa; Nematoda; Chromadorea; Rhabditida; Gongylonematidae.